AUGGCUGAACAACCUCCACCCACACCGUCCGAACUACUCCGGAUGGUGACCGAGUUGCGGCAAGCCAUGGCCGAGGAGAACCAAAGAAUGGCAAAUCAAAUCGCCAAUUUGAAUAACACUCGAACCGAAAAUAACAAUGACCGACAAGAACGGACAGAAGAAGCUGAGCAGCAAUUAGGACCAACACAUGUCUCAGACACUGCUCGACAGGAAGAGGAGCAACCCGAACAUAAUGAGGAAGCUCAGAAAGACAUAGAGAAUGACGAUCAGGAAAGCUCCCCCGGACCAUUCACGGAGGAGGUGAUGAACUUCGUGCUACCCCGAAGGUUUACUCUGUCGACCACCCUAACUCCCUAUGAUGGGUUAGGUGAUCCGAAGAAAUACAUCAAGAAAUUCACCUCCAUAAUAAUAGUAAACGGUGCAUCUGAUAAAGUUUUAUAUCGUUGUUUUCCAUCUUACUUAGACGGUCCCGCACUUGAUUGGUUUUGUUCUUUGCCUGCAGGUUCUAUUUCUCGAUUUCGAGACAUAUCAAAGCCCUUUGAGGAGCACUUCGCUGGAUCAGCCAUCUACCUACAUGACUCCGAUUACCUGAACACAGUCAAGCAAGGCCAGCACGAAAGCCUCAAGGACUACAUGACGCGCUUCACAAAGAUAGCCAUAAGACAGAUCGACAUCGAAGAACUCCGACAAGCUCGGAAAGUAGAAAAGCCUCACUAUAGAGACGACGACAAAACAUGGGACAGCAAGAAGAAUUUCAAACCAAUUCCACGAUAUGAGACCUACACCAAAUUCAACACCAAGCGCGAUGAUAUCAUCAAGGAGAUCUUGAAUUCGAAAUUAAUCAAGCCACCAAGAAAAGCUAGCAGUUACCCAGAUUCAAAAGGCACCGACCGAUCAAAAUACUGCUCCUUCCACCAGAAGCACGGACACAAUACCGACGACUGCAUCAUUGCCAAAGACCUACUGGAGCGACUAGCUCGGCAGGGUCACCUAGACAAAUACAUCAGCAGUCACACGCAGCGGCGAGCACCUCCUUCAGGAGACCAAAGCUUGGUUACACAACAUGGCCGAGAUAGAGACCGACCGAACAAUAGCCAUCCCGAACUACCAACACGUACAAUUAACUGUAUUUCUGGAGGUUUUGCAGGUGGAGGAGCCACAAGCUCGGCAAGAAAGAGAUCUUACCGAGCUAUACUUUCCAUCAACGCCGAUCAAAGUCAACAGCAGCCGCUGCCGCGAUCUCCACAGAUAACAUUCCAGACAGCCGAUCAUGACACCAGUGUAGCAAAUCUGGAUGAUCCCGUCGACAACACAAUUGCAACCGAUUUUUGGCCGACUUUAUUGCCGAAUUCUCAGUACCGAGUACAACUGAAGACUACAUCGAAUGGUCUUCAUACAUCGACGGAUCCUCCAACCCACAAGGGUGUGGAGCAGCACAUACCAAGGGAGAGUAAUGGCCGAGCUGACAUUCUGUCUAAACUCGCCAGCACUCAACCAAAUGGGUCAUCACUUUAUCAGUCAACACUACUCAAGCCAAGCAUUGAACUAACACAAGUCUUAAGUGUAACACAAGAAGCAGAUUGGAGAUCCCCAUACAUACAGUAUCUCCAGACAGGGAUCUUGCCAGGCAACGUCGAAAAUGCUCGACACUUCCACCGAUAA
This is a messenger RNA of Arachis ipaensis, 1662 nucleotides long. NCBI's taxonomy places the organism in Eukaryota, Viridiplantae, Streptophyta, Magnoliopsida, Fabales, Fabaceae. The record is from RefSeq and is a predicted model, not a curated record.